AUAUCACGAACAGGCCAGGUUGGAUGUGGCUUGGAGCAGCCUGCUCUAGUGGAAGGUGUCCCUGCCGGUGGCAGGGGACUGGAACUGGAUGAGCUUUAAGGUCUCUUCCAACCCACACCAUUCUAUGACUCCAUGUCCAUGCAGUAUCUCAUUUAUAUUCUUUAAUAUUUUUAUGUCAAAUUGCAUAAAAAUUUUUACUGCCACCACUUCUUCUCCACAGGCAGAGAAACUGAAGCACAGAUACUUCUUAAGACAUACAUUUUCAUGCUUGCUUGAGAACAGCAGCCCACCUCUUCAAGACUUCUUCUAACAGCGAGAAAUCCAAUCAGUGCAUUUUCAUCCUGUAACGAUGGCUACUGUAGAAGGUGAACACUAACUUUUAGGUUCUUCUCUCUCAUGCUUGGCUAUCUGAAGUUAGCCUCCUCAGCCGUCAGAUCUACUUACAUCCCAUAUUCCUCUUUACAAGUUUUGGCAAGAUAUCAAGUUAUUGCAAGGGGUCUUGGAUAUGUAACUCCCAUUGUUUCCAGUCACAUAGUUAAUUAGUGGAAAAGCCUGAAGGAGAGCACAGGUUGUUUAAUCUCAUGGCUUGGUGAUGGAUUGUUUGGAGUUCCUUUGACCCUGUUGCUUCUACAUUUAGAAUUUGAAUCUGUGCCACUGAGGUCAGUGAAAAUGUUACUGACUUUGGUAGGAGCUGCUGACAAGCAGUGAUAGAGCAGUGCUGUAGUUUAGCAAGGGAGCAGCACAGGGUGACUAACACAUUGUAUAAAAGAGCUGCUUUUAUACAGCAGCUUCAGUUUUGACCUCAGAUUGUCCUGAACCUGACCCAUGUAGCAGUUAUGUGGUCUGAAGCCUCCCUUGUGGCAUUCCAUGCUGUGCCAAGUCCUUAGGCAGGCAGCAGCAGGAACGUGGCCAUGCGGAACACAUGGGAAAUAAAAGCUGAAAGCUUAUUUGCCCAAGUGAGAAGCCUGCCUGGUGUUGUACUUGAAAAUGUGAUUAAUGGCAGAGUCUGUGAUGCCCGCAGUUUGGGAAGAGAGCAAGUGUUGGGGUGGACCUGCUCCAGCGUUUGUGUCCAUAGAUGGAGUAGCUCCGCUUCCUGCUCUUGCUGUGCUUCUUGUCAUGUUUUCUCUGGUUCUUACUCUUUUGGGCCCUUUUUGGGGCUGAAGGAGGCAUGUCUGUCUCAGGGGUUUGAACAUUGCUCUGUUUCUGACAAAAAGGAAUGACUUUGUAUUCCUGCUGACAUGAAUCUCAAUCUCAUGUUACUCUGAACACUGAAGCUGACACCCUGAUGUUUCUUUGAGUCAUCACUUAUUUGCUACCUCUUAAAUGCUGCUGAACUGACAAAUGCCCUUUUAUUAUUCCUCAGUAGAUGCCAAGAAGACAAACUACAGUAGUGUGCAUGAGGCAGUGAAAGCUGGGGAUGUGGAACAGCUUGCGUCAAUGAUAAGAAGUGGAGCUGGUAUUAAUGAGGUGGAUUUAGUCCACGAAUUCACACCGCUGCACUGUGCUGCGCACUCUGGAAGCCUGGAGUGCCUUCACUGGUUGCUCUGGCAUGGAGCUGAUACAACACGUGUGACUGUGGGAGGCUGGACAGCAGCUCACCUUGCGGCUAUCCGGGGUCAGGAUGCUUGCAUGCAGGCUUUGUUAGUGAAUGGAACAAAUGCAGAAGCUCAGGAUGACCGUGGGUGCACACCCUCACACUUGGCUGCAGCCCAUGGGCACUCAUACACCUUGCAGACCUUGCUGCGACAUGGAGUGAAUGUGAAUGUUUCAGACAGGAAGGACUGGAAGCCUGUUCAUUAUGCUGCCUUCCAUGGCCGCUUGGGCUGUUUGCAGCUUCUCCUUAGAUGGGGAGCAUGUAUCGAUGAUGUGGAUAACAAUGGAAACCUUCCAGCUCAUCUAGCAGCAGUGGAAGGGCACUUGCAUUGCUUCAAGUUCUUGGUCAGUAAAAUGGCCACUGUGAUGCACACACUAAAAGCCAGGAAUGACCAAGGAGAGACUCCAAGGGACUUGGCUGAACGGUUCUAUAAAGAUAAUAUCCUGCAGUAUAUUGAUGGUGUGGAAAAAGAGAGGCAGCAUCCAGAGACACAGGCAGUUUUAGCUUUCCCAGCUCAUGGUGCUGCUUCCAAAGGGGACUUGUUAACACUUAGAGGAUUAGUGGGAAGUGGAGUGAUCAAUAUUAAUGAGCGGGAUGAUGAGGGAUCCACUCUUAUGCACAAAGCUGCUGGACAGGGGCAGAUCCAGUGCCUACAGUGGUUGAUUGAAAUGGGAGCUGACUGUGACAUUACAAAUGAUGCUGGAGAGACUCCAAAGGAUGUAGCCAAGAGAUUUGCCCAACUGGCAGCUGUGGAACUUCUGGUACAGAGAACUGGAGACAGUAACUCAAGUGAUGAAGAACUAGAUGCAAACAACAUAAAGUUCUUUGAAAGCCAUGGUAUGGAAGGGAGCACAGAUAGCAAAGCAGAUGUAACACCGGGUAAAGCAGAGAAGAGGGAUGCGCGCAUGAGAGCCUAUCACAAGAUUCAAGAACUUCAGCAACUGCUAGAAAUUGCCUACAGCAACUACAGGCAGCUGGGAGGAAUAACUGAAGAGGAAAAGAAGACGAAGAAAGAAGAAAGGGAAGCUGAGAAGGCUCUGAGGGAGCUGGAGGCUCAGCUGGAAUAUGAACGAGUGAGGCGGGAGAAGCUGGAGAGUCAGCUGGAUGAGUGCCGUGCCAAGAUAAACCAACUGAGAGCGAGCCUGGAGAAACAGGAGAAACAAUACAGCUCUCCUGCUGCCCCCAUGGAACCUGAGACCACCUCCAAGCCUUGCAAAGAAAAAACGAAAGUAAAGAAGAAACCAGCCUGCAGCCCUGGGGGAGUGUUUGUGAGACUACGCUGAGGGGUGAAGCUCCAAGGAGGGGCAGCCUGAGGAGGGAGAAUGGCAA
Pezoporus flaviventris is the source of this 2923-nucleotide messenger RNA. It is a transcript of the gene ANKRD42, whose product is annotated as ankyrin repeat domain 42. The record is from RefSeq and is a predicted model, not a curated record. The coding region runs from base 1342 to 2877 and encodes 511 amino acids. Gene Ontology annotation, molecular function: protein binding. The transcript is spliced from 11 exons. Lineage: Eukaryota; Metazoa; Chordata; Aves; Psittaciformes; Psittacidae.